AGGCCCUUUAUAUUGUGGUCUGGUGCAGGAAUAGAAAAUGAUAGAAAACAAGCCUAUAACCUAAAUUCUGAAAUGUUAAUGACGCUAGUUUGGAUAAUCAAACUAACCAAAUAAAAAAUAUCUAUAUAACUUUUGUUAAAAUACAACGAAAUAAAAAUGGGAAGGAAGAAAACGGAAGUAUUUCUUUACAAAUACAGUGAUUGAAUAAUACUAAAAACAAAAUGGAUAUUAUAAAGGAACAUCUAUUAGUACCCACGAAGUAUAUGACACUGUUAGAUGAGAGAAUUUGUUUGACAAUUCAUAAAAACUGGCUUUCCCGAUUUUCAAUAGUCGGUCCACUCACUUUUAUCAGUCACGAUCGUUUGUCCAACGAUGAAAUCGCUGCACAACCCACUAUUGAGGAAUUGGGUAGCGAUUGGCUGAAAAUUUAUGCAAAAGUAUAUAUAAAGCAACACAAGAAUGCAAUUCCUUUGCCAAGAGAAAGGCCUACUAGCAACAUAAGGAACCAAACGGAGUUGAUGUUUUCGCAAUUGCUACAUUAUGUAGCAGAAACUAAUUAUCGAAAUCUGUGGAAAGAAACUUAUAAGAAGUAUUACAGUCCUUGGAAUUUUAUUGAACAAAGAGAACAAUCUAAUAUUACUGCUAAUGUAAGCGAUAUCACUAUUAUGCUUGAAAUACUAAAUAGAAUGUACGGCUGUACUUUGGUGCAAGUGCGAUAUGGUACAGUUUUAUCAGUGUCAAAUGGUAUGCUCUCUGAAAUACAUUGUAAUCUCGUACCAGUCCAUUUUGCCAUAGAAACACCAUCCGCAUUUAUAAUAUUUUACGAACAGACUGCCAAUUAUUCUCUUCGUGAAUGCGUAAUGUACAGUCCUGCUGCUCUUACCACAAGCCAUGGGAAACCAUUGUUUAUAAUAUAUCAGUUAUUGAGAUUAUCAAGAGAUUUGCAUGAUCGUGGACUUGCAUUAGGAGAAAUUACACUCAGUGACAUAUUAGUUACGAAAAAUUUUACUAUUCAGGUAUUACCGAAAUUAGACGAUAAUAUUUAUUUAAAACCUGACGGCGAAUGUACAAACAUCAUUAUUCAAGAGAAUAAAAAGAAAAAUAUGAGUAGCAAUGUUUGCGGCAAAAGAGACGACGUACCUCGUUCAAAUAACACUAAUUUUGGUUUAAAUGAGAAUAUUGAAAAAUUGUGUGAGAUGUGGAUGUACAAUUGUAUCAGCAAUUUUGAUUAUUUAACAGCACUCAAUAAUUUGGCUGGCAGAAGAUACGGUAAUCCUAAUUGUCAUCAUGUUAUGCCUUGGGUAACAGAUUUUACUUCAAGAAACGGCGGAAACUGGAGAGAUCUGACAAAGUCAAAAUUUCGAUUAAACAAGGGAGACCGACAGUUGGAUCUUACAUUUGACUCGCAGUCAACUGAGGUCGGACAUCAUGUAUCCGAUGUUUUGUCGGAAAUUACUUAUUAUGUGUAUCUUUCACGUCGCUAUAAUAAAUCUGUGCUUUGCAAACAUGUACGACCGUUAUGGGUACCUGGAGAAUAUCCGGUCUCGAUUCAGAGACUACACGAUUGGAGUCCCGAUGAAUGUAUACCACAGUUUUUUAUAGAUCCCAGUGUUUUUAAGUCCAUUCACGAGGAUUUACCAGAUUUAGAAAUUCCAGCAUGGGCAACUUCUCCGGAGGAUUUUAUUGAAAAACAUAGAGAAGCAUUGGAGAGCUUUUAUGUUUCGGAAAGAUUACAUCACUGGAUAGACUUGACUUUCGGCUACAAAUUGUCUGGUUCCGCCGCUGUAAAAUCAAAAAACGUUUGUCUACAGUUAGUUGAUAAUCACACCGAUUUAACUAAUUCUGGUGUUGUGCAACUUUUCACACAACCACAUCCACAAAAAAUUAUUCCAUCUCCCUAUUGGGGUAAAGUACCACCACGUCUUCGAUCGAAAUCAACUAAUAAAAGCAAAAAUGAUCAAGUCGCCAGUAAAAUUAGUGACGACGAAAGCCACAGUUCUGGUAUUGAAGAGGAAGAAUUAUCAAUAACAGUAACAAACACAUCAAGAUCAUCUCCUCUUGUAUUGAGUCGAUUGCUGAGUCGUUCCAAGGGUUCCUUGCUUUCGGAUGAUAAUGUUAAAUUGGACAAGUCGAUUAAUCAGCCUAUUAUCCUUCCGAAGGAUUUUAAUCCUAUUACGGCACUUGUACAAGUAGAAACUACACAUGCUUUUAUGAACAAAAUCAAUCAUCAGGUUUAUAAAUCUGCAACAAGAAUGCAUGAUCCUUUCACUAAUUAUAAACAAAUCGUGGCCAGUGGACGUAUCAAGGAACAACAAAUAAUUGGUUGUCUGAUAGUAGAAAUCUUUCUAGCCGACAAGUUUCGUGCGACCUGGAACGUUGAAAAAGUAUCAUUCGCACAGAGAUUUGUGACAUGUCUGAAUAUCUUGAAGACAUCAGCGGAUAAUUUACCGAAAUGUAUAAAAAACAUCGUGUCUUUAUUAUUGCAAAUUGAUAUUAUGCCAAAAAGUUAUAAUAUUGGCAAUGAAGAAAUGAAUGACAUUUUGACGAUAAAUGAAAAUCUUUUUCGUUAUCCAACAAUAACAUAUAUGGGCCUUCCACCACCAUCCGCCCAUCAAUUUCUUCAACCAAUUUUAUCUGGCAGUCUAUUUCCGUUUUCCAAAUAUUGUCAAUACUUAUAUAAUAUUGUGGAAAUGUUGCAAGAGUAUAAUGGUCUGGUACGAGAAUUAAAUUCUAUUAUGAAGAUCGAUGACGAUGUAGAUUUUACGGUAAAAACAAAAACUAAGUAUUUAUGCAAAAUUAGCGAGUGCAAAGUAAAAGCGAUCGCUAGAGAAUUAGAACGACUAUUAUCUUAUGCUGAUGGUAUGAGAGAGGCUACUUUGCAAUUGAUAGUGCCUCACGUAGUACAAAUCAUGGAGGAACCUUAUACCGCAGUUUUGGCAGUGUGGCAUCUUUUUGAUCCUAUUGCAAAAACAUUGGGGCCAAAGGAUACAGCUGACACAUUCCUUUUACCUAUUAUGAAACUGUACGAAAAUGGUUCUAUUAUGGAUACUACAUUGUAUGUCGAUAUAAUACCUGCUGGAACUCUCGCAAAGUUUCGAACUACUCGAUUAUAUCACAGAACGUUUUUGCUGAAACUAAUAGUAAGAUUGAGGCUACAUAGAUUCUUGGACAAUUUUAUAAACCCUUUGGUGGAAGCAGUGGGUGGAUAUAAGGAUUAUGUGCAGGGCUCAGUCGAUACGUGCACACAUAGAACUGUGAAUUUGAAGAGCUGUGACUUGAGUGGACCUUGCAGCGAGGGAGAAGGUAUUUUAUCUCCAUUAGAUGAAGAUUCAUUUGCAGACACUGAACAUAAUGUCUCUACAUCUUCUAUACCAACCAUCAACGAUUAUAUAUUUAAUGUAACGACAGAUAACGAUGUCGAAGAGGUAUUCGCUAUGGAGACGGAGGACAAUUCGUGGAACAACAUCACACCGUACGAUAUUGACUUACACAUUGAUCUGAAUUUGAACGCUUGCGAUGAUUUAAAUGACGAUGGGAACAAAAAUUCUCCUGGCGGAUCCGCCAAAUCACCAACGAUUCCAAUACCUAAACAGUCGAAUACCAGCGGUGCUAAAUUAGUAACCGAGUUUAAUAGUAUCGGCUGCAACGUCGGCAGCAAAACUUCUAGUGAAGAGUUUACUUGCGUCAGCGUAUACGCCACGAACAUCCAAUCUAAUAGUAAUCUCUCGGAAAAUAUCUGCAACAUAGAUACCAAGGAGGAUAAUUCUGCCGUGCCUUCUGCGGAUUUCAAUAACAAAAGCGACGCAAUUACAUCCGAUGAAAACAUACAUCAUUUGGAUCAUAUUUACCGAAAAUCCGUUCUAAGUGAAUGCACGAUUUCCGAGAUGAGCGCAGAAUCUGUUAUUUGGUUAUCUCAUAGACUCGGACCAGUACUCACAGCGCGAUUUUUGUCACGAAAUCUUUUAAGAAUGCUGACGUUAUGUUAUGCCGGAAAAGAAAAUUUAACACCCAUGGACAACGAGAAUUUUAUGCAUCUGGAAGACGUUACAUGGCAAAAACCAAUAUUAGCUGGCGAUCAGAAUGCUGCUAAAGUUUUAGAGUGUCUCACAGCUAUUGCAGGAUUAUAUGGAGAACAAAUUAUAUUGUUGCAAUAUUUUGCACAUAUAGUUGAGCUAUUAGCAUUGUGUAAGAGAAAGUUAACGCAGAAUUUGGAAGGAGGUCUAAUUUCUUGUUUGGCUUUAUUAAAUCACAUUACACCCUACCUCAGCGAUUCUACAGUGAUGGACGUACUUCAUGAGCUGAUUGUUAAAUCUAUAUUGCAUCCCACGGUGCGCAUAUUAUCAACUGCGAGAUUUACAUUUCCAAAUGGAACGCUUGCUCGCAUUGCCUUGGCUGAAAAAUGCUUGGAAGCGAUGUUCACUCUCAGUUUACGGCUUGGCAGUGUGAUCACUAAGAAUCAUAUGACAGUACCAAUUCAACGUUUUUUUCUGGCCUUUGAGAAAACUUUUAAUGAAAAUUCAGAUGGCGGAAUUCCGUCGAAUAAUUUUGGGCAAAAAGCAGGCGCAAUUGGUGAACAUUUCGUACGGACAAAGGCUGCAAUUGAAGAAUCUGCUAAUGAUGGAACUUGUGUAUGGAACAAAUUUGAUACGGAUAUUGCAGAUUCAUGUUCUCCUCCAAUCGUAGAAAAUAGCGACGUGCCAAAUUUACAAAGAAAUAGAGCAUUUGAAGAACUACGAUCUGUGUUCACUACUGAGUUCGCUCAUAAGGCAUAUAUGUUAUUUUACAGAUGUAUUGAUACUGAAAUGAUGGAGCAUAUUCUUAAAAAUCACGAGCAUAUACAAAAAUUUUGUCACGAUUAUGAACAAGGAAUAAAAGCUACCUCCAUAAAUAACGAUAAAUACAACACGUCUGUGGAUUACGACGUGGAGGAUGUUGAAUCAGUUGAUAAAGCUGUUUGUAGUUUCGGGAACAUAUCUGUAAUAGGAAAUAGAUUUGAGAUACAGAAAGAUGACGCAAGAUCUCAAUCGGCGACGGAAACGAGUGUCAUGAGUCGCGAAACAACUUGUCCGUUGUCCGCUGGUAGACAACUGCGCGGUAAUUGGCUGGCUUAUUGGGAACAUGAGAUAGGGAGACCAGAGAAAAAUGCGAUAUUUAAUAUAAAGCAGAUAAAACUCCAGACUUUUAACGGACAUACAAAUAGCGUAAGAUGUCUUUACGUAUUGGACAAUGAAAAUAGUUUUAUGAGCGGUGGCAGGGACAAAACUGUAAAACUGUGGAGUUUACGAAGCCAGGGUGAUGGAACUACAGUCUCGUCGUGCCAAUAUACAUAUACUGGACACAAAAAGUCUAUUCUUUCGCUUACAUUCCUGGAAUCUCUGAGAUAUGCAGUGACAUGCGAUGGCCAAAUUCAUUGUUGGGAUCCUUUCAUGGGUUCACUUUUAGGAUGUCCUGAGAGUAAUCGUCCCGUUCCUGUGAACACUUUGGCUUCAAGUCCUUCUCCGUCUACAAAUCUUCUCGUAGGAACAACAGAUAUUACUCUUAGAGUUAUUGACUGCAGAACAUUUCAGUAUGUCAACGAAAUGAAAAUUUCCAUGAAUCCGACUGGCUUAAUAAGAUGUAUCGCAGUGUCGCCUAGUGGUUAUUGGGUCGCUUUAGGCCAAGCAUCAGGCUUCUUGACGAUACUCGACACUCGUACCGGCCUGAUCAUUGCAUCUUGGAAGGGACACGAAUGCGAGAUAUUGCAAUUAGAGGUGAUAAAUGAAACGACCAUCGUUAGUUCUUCUUUGGACCAAACUAUAGCCGUGUGGAGUGCAAUAGAUGGAAAACUUAAAUUUCAUAUGAAAGGUGCGACAGAGCCUGUUCAUUGCAUGGCGAUGCAUGAACAGGAAUUAGUGAUUGGAACGACAGCGAAUCGAAUUGGUGUCUAUACUACUGUCGAAAUGACUGCAUCAUUAAGUUCAUCCAAGUUAAAAUCCGAUGCUUUUAAAGGCAUUCUUACUGCCAUGGCUGUCCUUCCUCUCAAUCGCUUACUAUUGUUAGGCGCCGAUAAUGGUGGGAUAACAUUGCUAUGUUAAGAACGGUUAUUACAGAAGAUAUACGAAUAUCUGGACUUAUAUUAUUAAAUAUAACAAUAAAGAAUAGAAAAAUAUAUCUAACUUAUUAACAAAAACAUUAAAAAAAAAUCAAUUAUAAUAAAUAUCAUUUUUACAAGAUAUAUUUGAGAGUAAGAUUCCCUAUACAUGGAUAAUGUCUGUUCUUGUCGCUAGUACUUUUAGAGCUAGUUUUGCAGAUAUUUUGUGUACCCCAACGUCCGCUAAAACUUCUAUUGAUGCACUUGUGUUAUUAUUUAACGUUUCUUGGAGCAAUAUCGCUGAACCCAUUAAGAUAUUUAAAAGUAUACACCCUUCUUUGAUUCUGAAAUGUCAAAAAAUAUAAAUUAUCCGUUUCUAUCCUUAAGUGAAUAAUUUGAAGGAAGUAUUCUAGUCCAGAACUUUAAAAAAUCAAUCUUUUAAAUUUUUAAAAUGUUUAAUAUUAUUUAAUAUUUUCUAAAUAUUUUUUUUAAUAUGUUAAAAUUAAGUUCUUAAAGAGUUGAAUUGAUAUACAUAAAAAUAAUGAAGAUAUAGGUUAUGUGUAAGGUGUUUAAUGUGCUGUAUGUUUUUCUCAAAACAAUAUUUUUCAAGUUAAUUGACACAAUUUCUGAAAAAUAUUGAACUAUUGAAUCUCACAUUUAAUUGUGACACUUAUAUAAAAUAUUUAUUUAUCGCAUGAAUUAAGAUUGUUGCAAUAUUUAUAACUUAUUUUUAAUUAAAUUCCACAUUUUGGAAAAAUCAAAAUUUGUUUUUUUAAACGCACUUUAUUUUUAUAAUUUGUAAUCAUUUUUAUUUAUUCUAGUUCAAACUAUUGCUAUAUUCAUAAUAACUAAAAAUCCUUUUGAAUUUUUUGUAUCAAUUAAGUUGGAACUGCAAUCGUUCAGCCAUUAAUAUGUUUUUUCUUACACUUUACUCUCAAAUUUACGUAACAUAAAAUUUACGUAACAUUAAUAAACAUUUGGCCAUAUAAAAUUUGUAAAUAUUUAUAAAAUAUGUAUAAGUAAAUGUAUAAAUAAAAAUGUAGAAAAACA
Molecule: messenger RNA, 7120 nt
Organism: Solenopsis invicta (red fire ant)
Lineage: Eukaryota; Metazoa; Arthropoda; Insecta; Hymenoptera; Formicidae
Gene: Wdr81
Product: WD repeat-containing protein 81
Exons: 22
Coding region: 222-6074 (1950 amino acids)
Biological process (GO): aggrephagy
Cellular component (GO): mitochondrion
Molecular function (GO): protein binding; phosphatidylinositol 3-kinase regulator activity
Source: RefSeq, a predicted model, not a curated record